Messenger RNA from Toxotes jaculatrix (banded archerfish), 3580 nucleotides. RefSeq names its product galactose-3-O-sulfotransferase 4 (gene gal3st4). The record is from RefSeq and is a predicted model, not a curated record. The transcript has 4 exons. Gene Ontology annotation, molecular function: galactosylceramide sulfotransferase activity. Gene Ontology annotation, cellular component: membrane. The coding region runs from base 220 to 1767 and encodes 515 amino acids. Gene Ontology annotation, biological process: glycolipid biosynthetic process. Lineage: Eukaryota; Metazoa; Chordata; Actinopteri; Toxotidae.
CAGAAAAGAGAUUUUUGCUGAAGGAUUCGCUCAAGACCAAAGGAGCCAUCGGCAUCACAAAGACUGAUCCAGGUUCCGUUUCGGUCCGCGGGGCUGCUCCGGGUCCAUGCCUGAUCUGUACCGGUGGCGGAUGAGCUGCAGUUGAAGCCUUCGAGAUGCUCCGAGCUCUCUGCAGCUGCACAAUAACACCGUCACCGAUACCGGCCCGGGGACACAGCUAUGCUUUUCAGACGGAGAGCCAGGAUGUUGCGAUGGCUGGUGUGUGGUCGGCUGGGUCCGAUUUGGAUGUGGAAGGCGCUGCUGCUCUUUGUGGCCAUUGCUUUUGCCGGCCAGCUGCUGGGGGUCAUCUUCAACAAGAGCAGUGUCCAGCCAGCUGCUCGCUCCAUCUUCUCGUCCCCUGAUGCUCAGGGGCCCUCUCUGGGCUCCUGUCAGCCCCACACCCACAUCAUGUUCCUCAAGACCCACAAGACGGCCAGCAGCACCGUGCUCAACAUGCUGUACCGCUUUGGAGAGGAGCGUGGCCUCCGCUUUGGCCUGCCACUGGGCUACCAGUUGGGCUACCCGCUACCCUUCAACGCUCACAGGGUCAAAGGUUACAGAGGUCCUAGAGCCGUGGAGUUCCACAUCAUGGGCAAUCACAUGAGAUUUAAUAAGCCGGAGGUGGAGAAGGUGAUGCCAGCAGACACGUUUUACUUUUCUAUUAUCAGGGACCCGGUCUCUCUGGCUGAGUCCUCCUUUGCAUAUUACAAAGAAGUAGCACCUGCUUUUCGGAAAGCCAAAGGCCUGGGCGACUUUGCUGAUGACCCCAAGAAAUACUAUGACCCUCGUCUCCGCAACAACCACUAUGCCCGCAACCUGCUGUGGUUUGAUUUUGGCAUGGACCACAAUGCUAAUUUCUCUGUGGCACUGGCUCAGCGCGGCGAGGUCAUGAUCCGGCGGACCUUCAAGCUGAUUCUUGUGUCUGAGUACUUUGACCAGUCCAUGAUCCUGCUGAGACACGCCCUCUGCUGGCCGCUGGACUCUGUUGUCUCAUUCAGUCUCAAUGCCCGACAGCAGAAGCCCAGCAGCACUGGGGGGAUGAGCGGGAGCUGGGUGGGCAAAGCGGCAGCAGCAGCCGGUGUCAAUGUUAGAGGUGGACAUUCACAAGCCAAGACGGCGCCUAAUCUGUCACUAACGGAGGAACAGCGGGGCAAGCUGCGGCAGUGGAAUGCCUUAGACUGGUACUUAUACAAAGCCUUCAACCAGACCUUCUGGGAGGAGAUUGACAGGUUCGGUCUUGCUCAGAUGGAGCAGGAAGUAGCUCUUCUCAGGAUGCGGCGAGAAGAUCUGGCCCGGGUUUGUCUCAGGGACGGUGGGAAACCUGUGGAGGCGCACCGGAUCCGAGACAAAAACAUUCGGCCAUUCCAGAGCGGAUUAGUGAAAAUUCUCGGCUAUGAGCUGCAGCCAGGCCUGGACAACAACACCAGAACAGCCUGUCUGAGGAUGAUCAGGCCUGAGAUCCAGUACAAAGACGUGCUAGAUGCUAAACAGUUCCCACGGGCUCCUGUGGUUCAAGCCCAGCCAGGGCAACAGAGCCAGGGAUGGAUAGUAGCAGCAGCCGGUGGCUCUUUUGUUAGGCAGGACUCAUCCAGGACAGGAGAGAGGCCGGUGGGGAGAGAGGCUGGGGGGAGGACUGUCGAGGAGGAGGAGAGAGACUGGGAUGGAAGCCAUUUAAAGCGGAGCAACCAGACUUUGAUACGAAGGCAAGAAAAAGGAAGGUUGAGAUAGUUUGAGCGGAGUCUCCUUCCUGAAUAUAGUACCUUUGGUCUUUUAACCACGGGAAACUGAGCCAAGUGUGGUUUACACAGGAGAAAACAAAAAGAUCCUCCUUUUGCACUUCAACUUUUAUGGUCGUUUGCUUGUUUUCUUAAAAACUAUCUCUGCUCUUCGUUCGUGUAACCCUUGUGGACUCGACCUUUGACCUCGGAGCACCCAGGACACUUUCAUGGGCUGCAGUAACGAGCCGAAGGGCAGUUGUGUAUUCUGUCUCAACAGAAAUAAUAUGAAAGGACCACUUUGUUUUUUGUUUUUUUUUUAAGCCGAAGCUGUUUAUUACUCAGUCAUAUGUGGCAGCAGACAUAUGGAAGCCACUUUUAUUCCCUGUUCUUAUUGACGCUUUUGAGAGUUCAGAUUUUCAUGUUGGUGCACGUGCUUGAAAUGUAGCCCAAGUUAUGCCUCUCAGGCUGGACCAUGACAUGAGUCACUGAGCUAAGAAUCUGGUCUUUUUUCUGAGAUAAAUACCUGGUGAUCUUUUGAAACACACACGCCCUUUAAAAUAUUUCAAAGCUAUUUCCAGAAUCCUCAAAGACUUACAAUCUGGAUGAGGGAAAUUUCUGUCUGCUGCAGAAAAUGUUGUGCGGUGAAUGGAAAUUCUUUUCAUUUAGAUGUUUAGAAGAGUCAUUGUGUCUAAAACACCCUCUGGGUUUUUCAGAGAUUGCUAGGUAUCUUUCAGAAAACCUCCACACCUCAAAGACAUUCAAGGACAGACUGGGGUUAGCAUUUGUACACAGUAUUAAUUUUCCAUGGCUGAAAUAGUUUGUAAAGUGAGUAUUGGCUGCUAGUUGUUAAUAGACAAAAAGAAUAAUUCGAAAUAAAUGAAAAAAUCCUGUGGAAACACAGAGGACAGAGAUUUGAGGCCUGCACUUCUGUUCUGAGCUGUUUGAUACUCACCACCUGGGGCACAUUGGUCUUUUCAACAAUCUGCUAAAGCAGAAGUAUUAAGGUCCUCAACUUCCCAGAAUUCCCCCCUGAUUACUGUCUAUAGUUUGAUGGAUCAGCAGGAAUUUGGGGAAUUUUAAGCAUGGUGAUGUGUUGCAUUCAAACAGAAUCACAAAGCAUGUCUUUAAACUUCACCUCGAUGAAUAUUCUUAGAUGAAUAUUUGAUGACGUUGUUGCUCAGGAGCUUGACUUUAACACUGACUGAAAAAAACAAACAAACAAUAGAAAUAGUAAGAAAAAAAAAGCCAAUCAUUAAACACUCAACCCAAAAAAACUUACAAGACAACAAGACAAAAUAGGAAAUACUUGUAAAACAUGUACUUGUACUAAAUUGUCAAGUACAAAACAAUAUCUUAGAAAACAAGCAAAUAUCUCAUGCCUUAUUUGAGGAAAGAGUUAAAGGUUGUGCAUGAACCCAGCCAGACUGUUCCUUGUAUGGAGGGAAGAAACCAUGAGUGUGAAUUACAUUACGUCAUUGUCAAAAUAAGUGAUGCUGAUGAAGUCAUAACUUGCUGGAAUGACACCAUCACUAUUCACCAGCACUGAAGAUUGACAACAGAUAAACACUGAGGACAUGUUGUUGUUUCCAUUAAGAACAAACAGCAUCAACAUUUUGAAAUAUAAUGGAAUAUAAAACAGGAAGUCACCAUCUCUGCUUGAAGCCUAUUUCAGAAGAAAACCGAAUUCAGGACCACUACAGAAUCUUUCAAUAGACUUUUCUUUAAAACACUCCUCUUUAUUUGGAAGGAGGGGUUCUUACAUUGUAGUGUUGCUACUUUUACUUACUGGGCUUUACAUGGUAUGAAUGUUAGAAGUCCAUCAG